UCCAGUUGUGCAGACCGCUGUAAGAAAACAUGGACAGCUAUGAGGAAUUCUGCGCACGCAUUCUGUCUGAACUGCAGUCGGAAAUUAUGCAUGAGAUGAGCUGCAGUACCGCACCUGCGCGAGGGGUGGCGCACUCUCUCAUCCGCCUUCAUGGCAGGCCACUUCUGUCUCCGGUUCUAAGUGAGAACCAAAGAAGGGAGAUGGUUGAAUACAGGAAAAGAGCGUCACAAAUGGAGGCAGACAGACAGAUUCAUCAUAACAAUAACUUCCUCAAUCAGAUUCAGGCCAUUCUUUGGACCAAUAAGGCACCAAAAAUAUUGGACGUACCAAAGCCUUCAGAGCAGUGCUCGUCUCCCUCUCCAAAAUUAGACUGCAGGAAUGGUCUUACUGAUACUGCACAUCUCACACCUACUGGGACCACAGAGCCUUACAUUUUAUCUAAUAAGCCAUCAGUGACCCCACCAGCUGAGCUCCCUGAACUUAUGAGAGGAAAAGAGAAGGAAACUGAAACAGAAGGAGUUUGUCUGCAGAACCUCCUGAAGAAAUCACGGGAAUUUAUUGAAAAAGAACAAGGUAAACCGGGAUCAAAGGUCAUCGGCACCAAAAUCCCGUUUGAUAAAGAAAACGGCACUUCUCUGGCCUCUGGUUUACCCUGUUAUAAUCCCUCACCUAAUCGGACCUCUCCUAAUAAUCUAAGAAGUCCAGAGUCUGGUCUAAAUGGCAUUUUAAGACCCCAUCACGGGCGUCCUCGUCCCAUUUCUGCUGGCAACAUCUUCUUCUCUUUCCCUGACGACCCCAACCAACCAAACAAUACAGCCAAUGCAAGGCCACAGGGAGUAAACACAAUUGCGACGCAGGAGAGGAAGGAACAUGUGAGUACGGGUCGAUAUGAUGACCACCCCAGGUUGAACGAGACAUCUCCGGUGGAUCCUGAGUCCACGAGCCCUCUGUUCCGAAGGAGAUGCCACACGCUGGACAGUCACCUGUCCUCCGGCCAUCAGAGUCCGCUCAUAGACCGGAGCCAGGAGAGAAUGCCUCGGUUUAUGGCCGGGGUCACUGCGAGAACGCACACUCGACUGUCUCCUCCUUCACCAAUGAGCAAGACUUUCACACGGGACAGUCCCACAGCUGCAUUUAUGGGCUCUGGAAUAUCCCCAGACUCUCCUUCUCAUGCAAAGGUAUCAUUUGAGGGAAACAGUAUCAUCAGCACAGCGCUGCAAGAAAGGAGAGCAGACGAGAUGCAAUGGCAGGUCCACGCUCUAGAAGACAUGCAGAGGUCUCUGGAGGAUGACUAUGCUUUCAGAUUAUCGUGUCUGGUGGCAGAACAAGAGCGAGAACAACGGCAUCACAGUCAGGAGUCGGAGGAGCGGGUCAGGAGACUGAGGGGUCAGGGUGGUCUGAGUCCUCUAGCGGGCGAGGACGGGUGUGAACGUUACCCUAUACUGAGCCCCAUCAUGUGCCCUUUAAGCCCUGGAGAAAGAUCGCCAAGACACCCUGUGCCAGUCUUUGAAGAAAUAAAAUCAUAUUUAGAACAAUAUGAUGAAAUGAUGUCAUUUUGGGGUUUAGAUGUGGCAUCAUCACCCUCAAUACAGGCGUCCAUAUAUACGAGAGGCCUAAAUCAUCACAGCACAGGGAAGAGCAGAAACAGGCUGAGUCAGGUUAUAACAGUGGAGCAGCAGAGGGCGCUGUGUCGCCUCACUGCUAUCGUGAAGGGCUUUCUGACCAGGCGACUGCUCACAACUGAGAAAGUCAAACACCUGCGUCAAACCGUGCAAGACACGCAGGAGUUCAUUCGUUCAUUCGGCAAUAAUGCCGUUCAAAGAAACGACCAACUGUCAGAGCAAGAUGUGUCUCUGCAAGAGCGCGUCAGAGCCCAGUUACGUGCGGCCUUGUUUGACAUUCAUGAUAUCUUCUUCACUAUGACACUAGAGGAGCGUUUGUCUCUGCUGCAGCAAGACCGAGAGCUGAGAGCUGAGAGGAAACUCAGAGAGAUGGAAAAAGCAAAAAGCCCCAAGGUGAUUUUAUCUGCUGCAACCCAGAAAUCUCUUGAUAGGAAGAAAAGAGUUGGUGAAUCUCCAGGUCAGACCAGACGAGCUCAGAAAACCAAGAGUCCCCCUACAAAAAGGAUCCUGCAGCCCAGUCAGGGCCAGAACGCUCCGGUUUCAGGCCAGCAGCUCCUGCGCCGCGGGAGUUACAAGAAGACUCCAGAGGAGAGAGUUCAGCGUUCGGAGAGGCUGAAGAAACAGCAUUCGCUGGGUUGAUCUGGACAUGAAAAAUAAUAUUGUGCUAAUCAUAGAGAUACAUUUAAAGAUACUCUCCUGCUUGCCAUCUCAUUGAAUCCUGAUUAUUAAUUUAUUUCCUCCCGUUAUUCAACAACUGCAUAUGUG
Molecule: messenger RNA, 2387 nt
Organism: Rhinichthys klamathensis goyatoka
Lineage: Eukaryota; Metazoa; Chordata; Actinopteri; Cypriniformes; Leuciscidae
Product: centriolar coiled-coil protein of 110 kDa
Exons: 14
Coding region: 30-2261 (743 amino acids)
Biological process (GO): centrosome duplication; centriole replication; regulation of cytokinesis
Cellular component (GO): centriole
Source: RefSeq, a predicted model, not a curated record